Eufriesea mexicana is the source of this 930-nucleotide messenger RNA. Its product is annotated as ADP,ATP carrier protein. The transcript has 4 exons. Lineage: Eukaryota; Metazoa; Arthropoda; Insecta; Hymenoptera; Apidae. Gene Ontology annotation, biological process: negative regulation of mitochondrial outer membrane permeabilization involved in apoptotic signaling pathway; mitochondrial ATP transmembrane transport; mitochondrial ADP transmembrane transport. The record is from RefSeq and is a predicted model, not a curated record. The coding region runs from base 1 to 930 and encodes 309 amino acids. Gene Ontology annotation, molecular function: ATP:ADP antiporter activity. Gene Ontology annotation, cellular component: mitochondrial inner membrane.
AUGGAUACAUACAAAACAUUUUUAGUAGAUUUUUUAGCUGGUGGAAUAUCUGCAGCUGUUUCAAAAACUGCAGUUGCACCAUUAGAAAGAGUAAAGUUAUUACUUCAAGUUCAACAUACUUCAAAACAAAUAAGCCCAGAAGAUCGGUACAAGGGCAUGAUGGAUGCAUUUGUACGCAUACCAAAGGAAACUGGCAUUCUUAGUUUUUGGAGAGGGAAUCUAGCUAAUGUAAUUCGAUACUUUCCAACUCAAGCUUUAAAUUUUGCAUUUAAAGACAAAUUCAAAACCUUGUUUUUGGAAGGUGUUCCAAAAGAGGCAUUUUGGAAACAAUUUGCUGGAAAUUUGGCUUCUGGUGGGGCUGCUGGAGCAACCUCUCUUUUAUUUGUCUAUCCACUUGAUUUUGCUCGGACAAGAUUAGCUGCAGAUAUUGGAAAAGCGGAUCAAAGAGAGUUCAAAGGUUUGGCAGAUUGUAUAGUAAAAAUUUUCAAGACAGAUGGUCUUUUUGGUUUAUAUCGAGGUUUCAAUGUGAGUGUUCAAGGGAUUAUUAUUUACAGAGCAGCAUAUUUUGGUUUUUAUGACACCAUGAAAAGCAUGCUUCCUGAUCCAAAAAACACCCCUAUACAUAUUACAUUUAUAAUUGCACAAGCUGUAACCACUACAGCUGGAGUUAUAUCAUAUCCUUUUGAUACAGUUAGAAGACGAAUGAUGAUGCAAUCAGGGCUUAGCAAAGCAGAUAUCAUGUAUAAAAAUACAUUGGAUUGUUGGAUUAAAACAGCUAAAGCAGAAGGUGUUGGAGCCUUUUUUAAAGGUUCACUUUCAAAUAUUCUUAGAGGUACUGGUGGAGCAUUAGUUUUAACAUUAUAUGAUUCAAUUAAAGAGAUAAUUGAAGAAGUGUUACAAGAUAAAGACUCAUCUACAGUACCUAAGUAA